Molecule: messenger RNA, 852 nt
Organism: Saprolegnia diclina VS20
Lineage: Eukaryota; Oomycota; Saprolegniomycetes; Saprolegniales; Saprolegniaceae
Product: glyceraldehyde 3-phosphate dehydrogenase
Exons: 1
Coding region: 66-698 (210 amino acids)
Molecular function (GO): oxidoreductase activity, acting on the aldehyde or oxo group of donors, NAD or NADP as acceptor
Source: RefSeq, a predicted model, not a curated record
GCCAGCACAUCAACGGCGGCUGCAAGAAGGUCAUCAUCUCGGCGCCGCCCAAAGACAGCACGCCCAUGUACGUCAUGGGUGUCAACCACGACAAGUACGACGGCUCGGCGCACGUCGUCUCGAACGCCUCGUGCACGACCAACUGCCUCGCUCCGCUCGCAAAGGUCAUCCACGACCACUUUGGUAUCAUUGAAGGCUUGAUGACGACGGUGCACGCGGUGACGGCCAACCAGCUCACGGUCGACGGUCCGUCGCGCGGCGGCAAGGACUGGCGCGCCGGUCGCGGCGCCGGCGCCAACGUGAUUCCGGCUUCGACGGGCGCGGCCAAGGCCGUCGGCAAGGUGCUGCCCGAACUGAACGGCAAGCUCACGGGCAUGGCGUUCCGCGUGCCGGUGCCCGACGUCUCGGUCGUCGAUCUCACGGUGCGUCUCGAACGCGGCGCGUCGCUCGCAGCGAUCAAGGCAGCCGUCAAAGCAGCGUCCGAAGGUCCGAUGGCCGGCAUCCUCGGCUACACCGAGGACGAGGUCGUGUCGCAAGACUUUGUCUCGGACAAGCGCUCGUCCAUCUUUGACGCCAACGCGUGCAUUGCGCUCAACGACAACUUUGUCAAGCUCGUGUCGUGGUACGACAACGAGUGGGGCUACUCGAACCGCCUCGUCGACCUCGUCUUGCACAUGGCGACGAUCGACCAAAAGUAAGAUCGUAGCUGCACACUCGCGACGCGGACGAUCGAAGGACGCAAGAAGACGCGACAGCAGUUUGCACUGAUUUUUAUGGCCGGCGGAAGCGCACGCCGGGCCUCGUAGCUCGUUACGUAGCUCACUAUUGAUUAUACACACCGUACUAUUGCAA